UGUAAUUUAUUUAUUUACUUUUAUAUCCAAGAGAUCAGAGAAAGAAUCCAUAUCAUUUCAAUGACAACAUUUUAUUGGCUAUUGACCAAAGUAGACUAUAUUGCUAUUCAGCAAAGAUUCUCUAUCUCCAAAAAUUCCUAUCCUCUUUGUUCCAAAUCACUCACAAUCAUUAGAUAUGUCUUGAGAUUUGUGAAUCUUAAAAUUCUCAUAUGAUCCAAUGAUGGUGAGUAAUUAGAGAUAGGGGACAAAAAAUUUUGAGGACAGACCAUCCUUGCUGAUAUUUACUUAUUACAAGACUACACAACUUUGAAAUUUGAAAAAUUGGGUGAGUCUUACAUUUCAUGGUGCUUCCCAUAGCAAUCCAACCCUCUUGCCGCCCCGCCGCCUGACCUCCGCCACCGUAGGCUUCUCACCGGAAAACAAAAAAAAAAGCCACCACCCAAAACCCACCUCUCAAAAAAUGUCAAAAAUUCCUCUCUCUAUACUCUCUCUCCUCUUCCUCAUCUUCCCCUUCCAUGGAACCUCCCAAACUAGUACUAAUUCAGAACAAUCAAUCUUAUUGAAACUGAAACAAUACUGGUCUGACCCAGCACCCAUCAACCACUGGAACUCAACCUCUACCCACUGUGAUUGGCAUGAGAUCACCUGCACCAACGGGUCGGUCACCGGACUUUCACUUAUCAACACAAACAUCAAUGGAACAGUACCUCCCUUCAUUUGCGACCUCCAAAACCUUACCCUCAUUGAUCUUCAAUACAAUUACUUUUCCGGGCCAUUCCCAACCGGUCUCUACAACUGUUCCAAGCUCAAAAUCCUUGACCUCUCACAAAACAUCUUCACCGGCCCAAUUCCCAGCGACAUCGACCGGUUGUCAGCUCAGCUCCAGUCUCUCAACCUCAGCGGCAACAUCUUCACCGGUGACAUUCCCACAGCAAUUGGGAAGUUCCCGGAGCUGAGAAUUCUCCGGGUUUUUCUAAAUGGGUUCAACGGCUCUUUCCCCUCAGAAAUCGGUAACUUGUCGAAUCUUGAAGUACUAGAGAUGUCUUUCAAUAAUUUCUCAAUGAUGGCUAUACCUUCGAGCUUUACCCAGUUGAAGAAACUGAAAGAAUUGCAGAUGAGAGAAUCAGGGUUGAUGGGAGAAAUCCCAGAAACAGUAAGGAAUUUGACGGCGCUCGAGGUCCUUGACCUGUCAAUAAAUAGCUUGACUGGUAACAUUCCAAGUGGUUUGUUCUUGUUGAACAAUUUAACAAUCCUGUAUCUUUUCAGAAAUCAGUUGUCCGGGGCUAUUCCUCAGGUGGUUGAAGCUUUGAAUUUGGCGGAAAUCGAUCUAUCCGCGAACAACUUAAACGGAACAAUACCUGAUGAUUUUGGAAAAUUGACAAAAUUGUCGGGUUUGGAUCUGAUUUUCAAUCAAUUAUCCGGUGAGCUACCGGCAAGUAUUGGCCGCCUUCCCUCCUUGGAAGUCGUUAAAUUGUUUAACAAUAACCUCUCAGGGGUACUUCCACCGGACUUGGGAAAAUACUCGAUGCUCAAAGAGUUUCAGGUCCCUUCAAACCAUUUUACUGGUAACUUGCCAGAGUACUUGUGUGCUAAUGGGGCAUUGACCGGAGUCAUAGCUUUUGACAACCAUCUAACAGGCGAACUGCCAAAUUCACUUGGGAAUUGCAGGAGCUUAUUGAUUGUACAAGUCAAUGGAAAUCAACUUUCUGGAAGCAUUCCAUCUGGUUUGUGGACAUCAAUCCAUAUGAAAGCCUUGAUUCUCAAUGACAAUUUGUUGUUCGGUCAGCUUCCCGAUAAAUUGGCUUCUAAUUUAUCACGGAUCGAGAUUAGUAACAACAUGUUUUCUGGUGAAAUCCCAGCUGGAGUGUCAUCGUGGAAGGCUUUGACGGUGUUCAAUGCAAGCAACAAUCACUUCACUGGUACAGUUCCUCAAGGAUUGACAGCUCUUCCUCAUUUGACGACUCUGUUGCUUGAUGGAAAUCAACUUUCUGGGCAUCUUCCAUCAGAUAUAAUCUCGUGGAAUUGGCUGAACACUCUACAUCUCAGUCGAAACCAGCUUUCCGGUCCAAUUCCUGCCAAAAUCGGGUCUUUACCUAGUCUCACUGAUUUGGACUUGUCAGGGAACGAGUUAUCGGGUCAAAUCCCGCCUCAGAUUGGCCUUUUGAAGCUAACUUUGCUCAACCUGUCUUCCAAUCUUCUCACUGGGACAAUACCAGUUGAGUUCGAAAACAAAGCAUAUGAUAAUAGCUUCUUGAACAAUUCUGGUCUUUGUGCAACUAACCCAUCACUACUAGGCAUUGAUGUAUGCUCUUCAGGGCCUCAAAACUCCAGCAAAAUUCUUGCUGUAAUUGUAAGUACAGCGGCGGCCUUGUUUGCAUUGGCUAUGUUCUUCAUGUUCCUCGUGGUCAAAACUUAUCGGAAAAGAAAGUGUGGAUUGGAUUCCAAGUGGGAGUUCACUCAAUUUCAAUCGUUGAAUUUCUCAGAGUUGGACAUUCUAUCGAGUCUGACUGAAAGCAACAUGAUCGGAUCUGGUGGUUCAGGGAAAGUGUACCGUGUAGUUUUGAACCGUUGGGGCAAAGUUGUCGCUGUCAAGAAGACCCGGAAUAUCAGAAAGCUGGAUGAGAAAGUCGAGAAGGAAUUCCUAGCAGAAGUGCAAAUUCUGGGCACGAUUCGCCAUUCCAACAUAGUGAAAUUGCUGUGCUGCAUUUCUAGUGAGACUACAAAACUCCUCGUCUAUGAGUAUAUGGAAAAUAGCAGCCUGGACCGGUGGCUCCAUGGGAAGAACCAGCGGUUGAGUGUCUCGGGUCCAGUCCAUCAUGCUGUCUUGGACUGGCCUAAGCGGCUUCAAAUUGCAGUGGGAACAGCCCGGGGACUGUGCUACAUGCACCAUGAAUGCUCACCUGCAGUAAUUCACCGAGACGUGAAAUCAAGCAAUAUCUUGUUAGAUUCUAGCUUCAAUGCAAAGGUUGCAGAUUUUGGUCUAGCCAAGAUGGUAGUCAAGCAUGGAGAGACUAAUACAAUGUCAGUUGUGGCUGGUUCUAUUGGAUACUUAGCACCGGAGUAUGCUCACACAACAAGAGUGAAUGAGAAGAUUGAUGUGUAUAGUUUUGGUGUGGUCCUUCUGGAACUAGUUACUGGAAGGGAAGCCAGCAACAAUGGGGAUGAAGAUACUUGCCUUGCCGAAUGGGCAUGGCGCCACAUUCAAGACGGAAACCCCUUAGUUGAUGCCUUGGACGAGGAGGUCAAAGAACCUUGUUACCUGGAUGAAAUGACUUGUGUCUUCAAGCUCGGGAUCAUUUGCACGGGCACGUUUCCCUCAACUAGGCCUAACAUGAAGGAGGUUCUGCAGAUCCUGCUCAGCUGUUGCAGCCAUCGACCAGAAUUAGGAGAGAAAAUUGAUGGAAGCGAGAAUGCUGGUUCUCCUCUCCUCAAGAAUUCCAGGCGUGAGAGGUUGUUGGACGAUGAGGAUGAUAGUUUGGUGUCCAAUGUUUAG
Camellia sinensis is the source of this 3493-nucleotide messenger RNA. RefSeq lists its product as uncharacterized. Lineage: Eukaryota; Viridiplantae; Streptophyta; Magnoliopsida; Ericales; Theaceae. Gene Ontology annotation, biological process: protein phosphorylation. The record is from RefSeq and is a predicted model, not a curated record. Gene Ontology annotation, molecular function: protein kinase activity; ATP binding; receptor serine/threonine kinase binding.